Molecule: messenger RNA, 3018 nt
Organism: Pseudoliparis swirei
Lineage: Eukaryota; Metazoa; Chordata; Actinopteri; Perciformes; Liparidae
Gene: gpr17
Product: G protein-coupled receptor 17
Exons: 2
Coding region: 444-1463 (339 amino acids)
Biological process (GO): phospholipase C-activating G protein-coupled receptor signaling pathway; positive regulation of Rho protein signal transduction
Cellular component (GO): membrane
Molecular function (GO): G protein-coupled receptor activity
Source: RefSeq, a predicted model, not a curated record
CGGCCUCGUUUCCAUGGAGUCAUACCCGGCGUCUCGUUGCCACUGAGGCAUGCCAUUCUUCUCCCCGCUGCUCAAAUUUGCCGCUUAUUCUGACUCAGGCUAUUGUGGAGCGCACAAGUGGCUCUCUGAGGAGAAGGGGAUGGAGAAAGAAAGGGAGGGGUCAAGGUUCAAACGAGCGGCUCCCAUUGGGACUCCCUUGCUGUUAUCAAAUUUACUCGAGACACAAAAAGAGCUACAGUCUUAUUCCUCAGAACAUCUUGAGGGAGAGUGAAGGGGGUUAUAGGACAGCGCUCUUUGUGCCAGAGCUUCAUUUCUUCCUGGGCUCGCAGGACCGACGGUCUUUCACUCUGCUGCGGCGCUGAUUGUUCAGCGGCUGAAUUGUUCCUCCAAGCAGCCAAGCUUUUCUUCAAGACAUCCAUUCACUGUAAAGCUCAGUCACCAAAAUGGAGUCUGCCACAAUGGCGCUUCCCUCCCUGCUGUCCAACCAGUCAUCGGAGAGCUGCGCGGCAGUGGAUACAACCGUUGAGAACACGCUGUUCGGAUGCUUCUACAUCCUGGUUUUCUUCAUGGCACUAAAUGGCAACAGCCUGGCUCUCUGGAUCUUCUCUCACCAGCGUGGCGCUUCCUCCCCGGCGAACGUCUUCUUGAUUCACCUGGCUGUGGCAGACUUGUCCUACGUGAUCAUCCUCCCGCUGAGGGCCACGUACCACCUCACUGGGGGCCACUGGCCCCUCGGCGAGGUUCCCUGCAGGCUUGCGGGCUUCUUGUUUUACGUCAACAUGUACGCCAGUGUCUACUUCCUGGCGUGUGUGGCUGGCGAUCGCUACCUGGCUGUGGUGCACGCUGUGAGGUCACUGAAGGUGCGCCGCGCCCGCUACGCCCACAUCAUCAGCUUCUCUCUGUGGGCCCUGGUUACCGUCUCUAUGGCGCCACUGUUAAUCACCCGGCAGACUGCAGAGGUGGGCGGCAUGACGGUGUGCUCGCAGCUGUACAGAGAGAAGGCCUCGCGCAAUGCACUGAUCUCCCUGGCCGUGGCCUUCAUCCCGCCGUUCCUCGCCACCCUGUCCUGCUACCUGCUCAUCAUCCGCAGCCUGCACCGGGGCUCCAGGUUAGAGCCGGCCCUCAAGCUGAGGGCCCUGCGCACCAUCGGUCUGGUCAUGCUCAUCUAUGUGGUCUGCUUCCUGCCUUACCAUGUGAGCAGGGCCACUUUUAUCCUGGGCUACAACCACCCCGGCGUCUCGUGCCAGACACGCCGAGGCUUGAGCUUGGCCAACCGCCUCACCUCCUCCCUCACCUGCCUGAACGGUGCCAUGGACCCGCUGAUCUACCUGUUCGGCGCAGAGAAGUUCCGUGGCACUCUGAAGCGUUUGUUUUGCAAAGAUCCGGCGGGCUUGUCUGGAGCGACCAGCGGAGAGUUGAAGGGAACACACGAGAGCUCUGUGAGCGCCAAGUCUGAGUUCUAAAGAAGGGCGGUUUGAACUCGAUCUGGGGAGCUGUUUGUCGGAGAUGCAUUGCCAACACAAACCAAAAAAUGGUUUAUUAAUUGACUGUUAAUGUGGCUAAAGUGCCACUGUCGCCCCCUGAACUUGAAUUAAAGGCCCAGUUCCAGUGUCCACCCUGCGCCUCAUUCACCCUCACAGACUUCAUUGUGUGAGGACUCCAGAUGCCAUUUAAGGACUGGGACAGCACUUUGUGGACUCACGUUACCUGGACAUGGACAUUCCUGUGUCCAGUAAAGUGUGAGACACAUAUUUUAUAUGUAAUGUAAUCAAUUGAAGGUCAUUUUGUUUGCCCCCUGUUUAAAAUCAAAAUGGUUCCUUUACCCCAAAUCAAAAUGUUUGUAAGUUACUUUCACACCAUGAUAAGACGAAAGUCUGCCGACUUGCAGAAAGUGUGCAUCAAGUCAACCAGAGAACCCGCCCAACAUUAGCCCUCGCAAUCAAAGCCAUCAAAGUCUGAGACUACGAGGCUCCAGGUGCUGACCGCAACACAGGUGACAUUGUUGUUUCUAUCGUUCCCACAAGCUUCUUGUGUCAAACACCAAAUUAUUAAUGUACAUGUUCAACUUUUAAUGUAUAUUUCGUGUUACUGUUUUUGAAUCUUAUGCCAAAUGUGAUAAAUACUUGUUAGCUUUCAAUAACAAUAAUAAUUGUUAUCUAGGGUAUUGUUAGCCAUGCUAGCGUUGUGUGGCUCUAGGGAUGGCAAUGUUGGUCAGCUGGUCACUUUGAACAGGCUGAAAUAUCUCAACAACUAUUGGAUGGGUUGGGCUGUGAAAUUACAGAUAUCCAUGAAAGUCAAUUUGCAAAUGUUUCCAUGCUAAAGUAAGAUGGUGUGCUAGCUGCUACCUGCUCAAAAGAAUAGGCAUGAUACAUUGUUUUAAGCCACGUACACGACCACCAAUGCUCUUAAAAUUGAUCCAAAUCAACCUGACCGGGUUUUAAAAAAAAUACUUGCGAAUUAGAUUGUAUGAACAAUACCUGCAAAUGCUAUGUCAGCAUGCCAAAACAACCAGUGCUAGGAUGGGGAUAUGGUAGACAUGAUACCUGCCUAAAAUCUGCAGGUUCUGAAUGACGUUGUGAGCAUGUUGGCAUGGUGAUGCUAAAAGCGCCAUUGUGCCGAAGAAAGCCUCUCAGAGCUGCUAGCAUGGCUGUAGACUCUGUCUUGUUUUAAUGUGUAUUUUAAACCCACUUACAAAUGUAUUGUUGACACCAGUACCAUGUUUAUUAUUCUUUUUUUGUUAGAGAAAUCCUAAUUGUACAUAUAUUCUUCAUUUAUUUUCCUAUGCUAUGCAUUUAUUUGUUUUAUGAUAUCGCACUAUUGCAUGACAAACUAUUAAUCCUUUUUUAAUGCUAAUUUUUUUUUUUCAUGAGCCAGUUUGGCUUGAAGCCAUCUGCAGAAGAAGUGAUGUUUGUGACAAACAGACAUGAUUCACACUGCUUAGUAAGUAAGAUGUGAGUUAUAAAUGUACACCAAGUUGUAAAUGAUAACUGAGUAAACGUCUGAUUUCACAUCCUCUGA